Trichobilharzia szidati is the source of this 6848-nucleotide messenger RNA. NCBI's taxonomy places the organism in Eukaryota, Metazoa, Platyhelminthes, Trematoda, Strigeidida, Schistosomatidae. The record is from the annotation of a GenBank genome assembly.
CUUAGCCGCGUUUUUUGAAUGUUGCGCGUGGUCACCUGGCAUUUCCCACAUAUCAGGCUUUCUUAUCGAGUAUUAAAUUAAGAUGUCGCUAACAGAUCAGCUGAGAGCGCUAGCGAUCCCCAUUACAUCUAGUUAUGUAGUUGAUAAUGUCCACCGGAAGUCCUUAAUUUACGACAAUGCUUCAAAGGUUGACACUCAGUCCUGCUACUCCAACAGUUUGACAUCGUUCAAAAAACUAUGCGAAAUGGAGAAUGCGUUUAAUUCAUUUAACAAGACACUAUUUUCUGUCACUUCGUGCCAUAUAGAAAUGUGUAAUCUUUUACCUCAGGAAAAGGAAAAGCUUGAUAGUGAAAUCUCCAAGUUUCUAUGUUAUAUUUCAUCUUUUCUUAAACAUUACGUUGCUGUUCAGGCUCUAGAAUGGCUUGUAUACAAGUUUCAGAUUCAUUUGCAUAAUGUGGAAGACUUCAUCCGUUGUGUCAUUCCAUAUCAUGAAACUGGUCUAUUCGUCAAGUUUAUUCAGAUUUUGAAUUUCAAACAGUUACCCGCUAGUUUUCAGUGGUUAAAGCCAUAUGCUGAAAGUGGCAAAAGUAUAUCGCGACAGGAAUUUACUCGUCUAUGUUUUCGGGAGCAUACAAUCGUCCCGUUUAUUUGUACAACAAUUCUUAGUUAUGUUGAAUGCUGUCAAAACUUGGUACCAACAAGGCUAAACGAUAUGACGAAUUUUUUCCUGGCAGUCGUAACCGCGUUGUGUGACUCAAAUGCACCUGACAAAAAACUAAUUAACGUGUUAGAUUCUUUCCAAGAUGUUAUCAGACAAGGACUGUUAUCUGCAAAUAUUCCUUUUCAAUGUGCUACAUUCUUGGUUGUAAUACGCUUCAGUUUGAAACUGGUAAUUAAUAAAGAAUUGGUUCUCGAUUGGAUAUACUGUAUAUUGAAAAAAACCCGACCUUCUUGUGAAUGGGAGUCAAUGCGCAUUGUUAUGCAACUGAUGAGAAAUCAGCAUAUCCCCUUGCUACCUCCUAAACUUGCAGCCCGACAGAAUAUACUACUGUCCAAACUGUCUCUGGAAGAAAAGCGCAUAAUCGAAGAGGAGCAAUCAGCACUGGUUAAUGAAUGCGAGGACCCCAAUAAAUUGGCCGCAGAAUGUGCUCAGAAGUUUGAUUAUGUUCGGAAGGCAACUCAAUUAAUUGAUGUUGAUAUGAAGAGUGAAAAAUUGGAAACCAAGGAAGAAAGUGUUUCAGAUGACAUUUCUUCAAAGGAUGAGGUGAAAUUAAAAAUUGAUAUACUCCACUCGUUCCUCUCUAGUAUCCCAAAUGUAGGUUGUUGUGUAAUGAAUUGUGAAUCUUCUUGCCCUGUUGAACCCUUACCGAAAACUGAUCAUUGGCUCUCUGAUGUCUUACUUGAUAUAUUUUCCUCUGAAGCUGUCACUAAUCAUGAUUGUGGACAAGAUAAAUUGCAUUAUUCCAAAGCAGAAAUACGACAUUUUAUUAAAAUGCUUCGAUUGGCUAAAUCUGCAAUAAAGAUUCAUCUAGAAUCAAACAAAAGUCUACACGAAGGAGUAGAUGCAAAACAUAAGAGUUCUCGUAAAUCAAUGACAUCAUCAUUACUUGAUUUAUUACACAACGGCAUCGAUAAAGCUUUACCACUUUUAGUUGCCUCAUUAUCUCACUCGGCUGCAACUGUUCGUGUGGCAGCAUUUGAUAUCCUACGACUGUUGUUUCAAGAGAAUCCAUCAAAGAGUAUUACUAGCGGAUCAAAUUUUUCUACCUUCUGUACUGCUGUUAAUUUAACGUCAAAUUUUGCUGUUCAGAUAGAUGAAUUGUUCUCUGAUGAAGUUAGAGAACUACUUCUAGGUGAUCCACUGCAUUUGUUGGACAAAGCAGCUUCCCUUUUGAUCAAAGGUGUUGUUCGUCUGUUAUUUAGUCAACCACUAAAACUGGAUAAUUCUGACGUUGAAUCGGAGGAUAAGUUUUCUACUAUUUGUUGGAUGUUUGGCCUCCGCUUACUGAGUGAAGAAACCAUUGGUGAAAUUCUACUCAUCCCAUGUAGUCAGUCAGAAGAUUUUGUCAACGGAUGGUCUGGUCUUUUAAGCGUGAUACGUCGUUCACAUAAAUCGCUUCAUGAGUUGCACCAUAUGUGUUUAGCACGUUUGAAUAGUGGAUUAUUUAUGUCUCUGGAGCACUUUACUGUUAAAAAUGAUCUAGGUAAUCAAAAAACAUCAGUUCUUCGAAGAACGUCCUGUUAUAUCCAGGGUAAGAACACACCAGGCAUGGAUACUUGCAAUGGAGCUCAGUUUAAAAUACUUGAUGCAUUGUAUGAUCUUGGUCAUAGUGAACAUGCUGAUUUCGAUUCUGUCCAGAAGGUAUUCUCUCGUCUAAAUUUGAAUGCAGGGCAUUUUGAUUACAUGUUCAUCAAAUCAGACCCAUCAAGAACAGUUCAUGGUGAUGAUAGAUCACUAUUUGCUCGAGUUACUGAAGCGCGGGAAUCUCGUCGACGUAGUUUACGACUGCGUAAAUUAAAACAACCUGAUCUGAAUAAUGAAUCACUUUCUGAAAAGAUUCGUCUACGUUUCCUUAGUAUGCUACUAUCUAUUCUUACGGAAGCUGUACCUCGAUUACAAUCGUGUGAAAUUGCCGCUCUAGUCCAAAGCAAAUCGAAAUCCGGUGAUUUGAACACAUCGAUAACAACAUUAGAGACAAGAUCACCAGGCGUUGAUGGAAAGAAAUCAAAAGAUCAACAUUUACCGAUGAAUGAUUUAAUUACUCCACUAGUCAAUCAUUUGACAAGCUUGUUAAAUAUGGAGCAACAUAUCAAACAGUCAGCAUCUAGUGCUAAUCAAACAAACCUUAUUGAAGGGUCAGAUACAGAUAGUGAUUUAGAAUCCCUUCCUGGUAGUAUUUCUGACAUUCAUUUGGAUCAAGAGUCAGUUGACAUAUCACCUGGUGGUAGUGAUGAAGACACUUGUAUUCGACCUCUUUUACGUCAGUGUGUUUACAAACUCUUGGUAUGCAUUACAGCUAUCCUAGCUGAAGGAAAUCGAAUCAAACCACCUCGUAGAAAACGUUCUUAUUGGAAGACAUCAACUGAUCAUAUGGGUUUACUUUAUGGAUUAGCUGCUGCACAAGUUGCUGUUGAUCCAAUAUUCCUUUGUCUCACUAUAUAUCCUGAUUGGCCAGCUUUACAUCAACAAGUUCUACUUUGUUUCAUUGAAUUAUCACUUAUGUUUCCUAGCGCACUAUGUCAGCAUUUAGUGUCUUUAGUGCAAUGGGUAGCGUGCAAUCGUCAACUUAUGCGUUUGGAUAAUGCACAUAAUCUCAGUAUCUUAGGACGUCUUAUAUUGGUAACUGUCCCUGCACUCAUCCGAGCAUCAUCCGAGCAAAUUUCUACUGGUCUUUAUGUUCUCUACCUGUUUGUGAUGAGAUUCUCUGAAUUUUCUAGUAAUUUGAGUCGUCGUCGACUAGCACUGUAUACAGUUCUGGUGCGUGGUUUGUCUCAAGUAACUGGUCCAUUUAUGACAGAUAGUGAAAUCAACCGGGGUGUUUUGCCAAAGUCGUCACUCACAGAUGAAGAAAAAUCCAGCAAAAAGAUGGAUACUUCUGACCGUGCAGUUGAAACAAAGAUCUCAUUACGUCCAAAAGAUAGUUGGCUUGGUAGUUGGUUAUGGGUGUCAUCGUUAAUAUUUUUGAAUAAAAAUUGGCAGACACAAUCAGUUGCUGAUGAAGUUGGACCUUUUCUUAUCGAUUUAUUUUGUCAUUUUGGAUGGGAUCAUCAAGUGGUUGGAUUAUGUGAAUGUAUAGAUUUCCUGAUAUAUUUAUGUACUAAUUCUUGUGAUUAUAAAAUUCAUGAAAUCACUGGAUCAGAAAGUUCCACUGCUUUUUGCAUAGAAAUUGAACAACCUAAAAAACGACGAAAGUUAAGCGCAUCCUAUGUGAAUCCGAAUGAGUCGCCAACAAAUAACUCCCAGCUUGUUGUACUUGAGUCUCAGUCAAAUGAGAAUGAUACACAUUCACCAACAUCAUUUAGUCAAUUGGCAUCUUUUAUUUUCAAUUCAGACAAAGUAUACCAGACAAAUGAAACAGUAUCUAAGAUUCUUACUAUGCCAGCUGUUGUUACCUUGAGUGAUAUAUGGUCUUUAGUCAAUCGAACUGUUCAGUUCAUUGCUGUAUUGAUAAAAAAUCCUGAUUAUUGUGCUAAAGUUCAAGAGGCUUUUAAAGAUCCUUCAGGUUUAAGUGCUGUUUAUGGCCGACUAGUUGAACAUAUCGUUCAAUUAAUGCUGAUUGUAGCUACUUUCUCUACAAAAGUUAAAAAGUCUGGGGAAAAAGUAUCAGAGGUUAUUACUUGUUCUGAUGAAGCAUUGUCUGCUCUACAAUCAAUUUUAGUUCAAAUCUUAGACUCUGUACCUGGGCGAGUAUUUAUUUCAAUGGUCUCCAGCUUAUUUGCUUCAGAUAAUCGUGGACUUCGUCGUAAAGCAUUAGAUCUAUUAUCUGCUAAAUUGUCAAACCUUACUGAGCGUAUACAUCCAGUUCCAAUUUUAGUUGACUUCAAUAAAAUGAAUUAUAAAUCUUACUUAAAAUCUCACAAGCAGUUGAUUAACCGAAAUCAUGUUAAUUUGGAUAAUACAUUGGAGACCGGUUUGGUUCAGUUUACUGGCAAACUGACAUCAUUCUAUGGUGUGAAGAGUAAUCAGCUAAAUGAUGGUCAAAUACAGAAGACUACCACUGUCUUUGGUUCGCCAUUCUCUCGUCAGUGCCUGGCAUGUCUGAGAAGUUUAGCCAAAUUGCUAGCUUACCGAUAUCCCGGAGAAUUCAUGCGUGCUUUGGAUAGUUUAAUGUCUAUUCCCGGCAAUUGGUGGAUAUCUGUUGGGCCCACAGAAACUCCAGAAAAUCCCAGCGAUACUGGCCAGACUACAAAUUCACGCAGUCUCCCCUCUGGAUCAUCUUUAGCCGAGUCACGAUCUUUGGCUUGUUUGUUCUUUGUCGAAUGUCUUCAACGUUUACCUCCACAAUCCUUAUAUCCAGAAGCUAGUGCAACUGCAUCCCGUUUGGGCUGGUUACUUUCCUUUGCUUUAGACCAUGCCUGUACAUGUACAUCAUUUAUCCCUUCACCAAAAUUAUCAGCAAAGCGUCAUGGUUUUGUAAACUCUCCACAUAAAUCAGAACAUCAGUGUACAUUAAUCACUGGUUCAAUGCAUUCACGAGAUCAACAUCUAUUGGCAAGUUUAACACUGAUCAGUAAUCUACUAGAAAUAGCUAUUAUUCAUCGGCUAUGCUAUCAAUCGAAAAACAAUCAUACACCAGAUGAUACAGAGUCAGCGAUCGGUAAGUGGUUAGAAUUCGGAAUAGCAACGAAAAAGAAGCCGACACAUUCUCCAGUUGCUGAAUCUGCUGCCAUCACAUUAUUGAGCUUGUUGUUUCAACUUCGAAAAGACAAUUUAUCUGUCCUUACUAACAGUAAUCCAGAACGUUGUGGUCAUAUACUUCGUCAGAUUGCCAAUCUUGUUGACCAUACUCAUCAACUUCUCCGUCACGUAACAGAAAUCAGUUACCUACUUACAACAAUACAACGUGUAAUUGAAAAAGCCUCAAAAGAAAGUAAUAAUAUUAUGUUACAUGGCUCUCUAUCGUUCUUAUCCGAUUUCGGAGAGUCUAUGGCACCUGUUGAAGAAAAUGGAACAUUCACCUCAAAAGAUGAAGGUCAACUUCAUUCAUUUUCAGUAUUGCAUGCAACACAACCAGAUUUAAUAUGGCGUCUUCUUCGUACAUGUUUGCGUUCAGUUGUUCACAGUAUGAUGAAUACAGUCAACUUUGAGAAUACUUCAGAACUAGAGAAUAAUGAUAUGCUAAUAUGUCUUUAUCGAUCUGUCGCUAGUCUUAUCAGUUCCCUGCCAGAUGAAGAUGCACGUUUCAGAGUUUGUCAACAAUUGUUUAACUGGAGUAAUUCUCAUAGCAGUGAAGUACAAACAGAUUCUGCUGAUGAUGCUAUGGAAAAUGAUGUAAAUACCUUAGACGAGAUGUUCGUACGACUAUCAAUUGUAUUUAGGAUAAUGGAAAGGAUUCCAAACUACAUGAAUGCAGAAGAAUAUUCUGAAAUGACUAAACAAUUAUUCUUAAUUGAUCAUAUCGUCUUGGUGUUCAUUAUCGCUGUAGGUCAAAAAUUCAAAGGUGCUAAAAAGAUCGCUAAUCGAUUAGGUUUUACACAUUCACUUCGUUGUUAUGCUGAUGGUGCUACGCCUAAAGUGAUUGCUUGUGUUCGUUCCUCAUUGUCUUGUCUACAAAAAUGGCUUAUUGGUGAAGUGAAAAAUGUCGCCUGUUUGGAUGCAGCUUCAGCUGGUGAAUCAACACUGUAUAUUCCAUCAGUUUUAAUCGGAUUACUGGACGUGUCUUCUUCCUCCUCUUCUACGUCCUCCUCCUCAUCAUCACAUUCAUCACCAAUUACUGAAAUCGAUCUACAAAGUGUUUUGGCUUCAUUUUUGGAUGCAGUCUGUGGUGAUGAAGCUUUCCUACGUCCACUUGGUUCAGCAUUGACUGAACGUAUUAUGCAUUCCUCAUCUUGGCGUACUCGAUUAGCUGGUAUUCGCCUGUUGAAAUUUGUUUUCAAUCAUUCAAGUGAUCAAGCAGCUGGUAAUAAUCAAGGCGUUGUAAUUGAUUCAAAACAUCCUGGUCCCGUCAACUGUAUUAUAUCAGAUUCUCUAUUAGCUUUAUCAGAAGCCUUAGAAGAUGAUCGACCGGAAGUGGAAGCUGAAGCCAACAAGCUAUUCGCUGAACUAGAACAAAUGGGUUUAACUGCUACAGAAACAAGAACUAAUUAACACCCGGUUAUCAUUUGAAAUGAAUUUGUACCAGAAAAAA